Betta splendens (Siamese fighting fish) is the source of this 6719-nucleotide messenger RNA. It is a transcript of the gene tiam2b, whose product is annotated as rho guanine nucleotide exchange factor TIAM2. The record is from RefSeq and is a predicted model, not a curated record. Bases 2399 to 6379 code for a protein of 1326 amino acids. Lineage: Eukaryota; Metazoa; Chordata; Actinopteri; Anabantiformes; Osphronemidae. Gene Ontology annotation, molecular function: guanyl-nucleotide exchange factor activity; protein binding. Gene Ontology annotation, biological process: small GTPase-mediated signal transduction; activation of GTPase activity; positive regulation of axonogenesis. Gene Ontology annotation, cellular component: synapse; membrane. The transcript is spliced from 24 exons.
UAAAAACGUCCUCAAGGCUUCGAACCUGGGACCUAGAGAAGUCACGUGUGUUUACUGUUGUCACUGAGUCACUGAGGUGUGGUCCCGAGAACUGAACCCGCCUCCUGCUGGUCCUGGUCCAGCCGGAGGAACCCGCCUCCUGCUGUCAAGAAGGGAAACGAGCGGCUCCAGCACAGAUCUAACGGGACGUGAGGACGUUUUCCAUCCAGGACGCUGCCGAGUUGAUCAUGGCUUCACGUUGUGGUUUGAAGCUGGCUCAUGGGUGAAGUUCUGACUCAUGGGUUGGUACCGAUGGAGUCGGGCUUCAUGAGGUUUGAUUUAUAACGGUCACAUUGAACGGUUCUGUCUGCACUCGUGCUGUGUUCUAGUGAUGGUUUGACUUCGAUGCAUCUCGCAUCCUGCUCCGUCCUGACUCUGAGGCAACUGGACCAGGGGCAGCUGGGCAGGACAGAGCCCGGCGCUGGUGACUCCGCGGUGGACCGGGCUGGACUCGACUCGGUGUCGGAGCUCCGACGCGUGACGAAGGCGGUUUGCUGCUGUGUUGGUGGUCUCAGCGUCGUCCUGCUGCUCCCAGACCAGCAUCAUUGUAAACAGCUGAUCCAGUUACUCUUCUAAUAUUACACCCUCGUUUCACAGAGUGAUUCCCUGAAACCACCAGCGUCAUCCGAGUCCAGUCCUUCAGUACCACGCUGACCUUGCGGUGUUUCCUACGUUUGAGCGUCUGAGGCCUCUGACGCGUCUUUCCCUGCGUCUCUGCUUCCGCUUUGAGUCCUCAGAGAAACUCCUGAUCAUCUGUGUUCAGGAGCGCUUCCAUUGUUGCUGUGGGUUCUGGUUCUGGUUCUGCUGAGCUGUAGGCGUGGGGCUGGGAUGUUUGAUUCCUGUUGUUCCGUGCUGGAGCCUUUAUGUGGCCUGACUGAUGGUGAUGUUAUGAUUUUCCAGGCUCGGGUUCUCCAGCGUUACGUAACGGGCGGAGCGGGUUGGUGCUGUGGUUUCUGGAGGCAGCGCUUAUAUAAACAAGAAGGCUGCUCACGUUUUCUGACUGGCUUUAGGUUGAUCAUCCAGCUGUGUGAGUCCGUGCAGGGACAGAGCAACAGGAUGCGUCCGAGGCGUUUGCUUCCAACGCGGCUCUCAGGAAAUCUGCGCCGCGCUCGCUGCUGUUCGGAACCAGGGCGGGAGGUUCCUGCACCGGCGGCCGCAUGUAGUGGCAGCUUGGCCUGAAGCCCACAGUCCUGAUGGGACCGAGUGUCUCCUUAAAAUCGCUUGAGCCAGAUGUUUCCAAUGAGAGCUGGAACAUCUUCACGGCUCAAACCACAUUUUUUUCUGACUCCAAACUUUCCGAAACGUGCUGCAGCUGUUUGUGGUAAAAGGGAAUCAGAAUUAGCAUCAUUUCAGUCUGAGAGGAGGCGAAGGAGCAGAACAACAGGCUGAAGGACGGCUGCCGAGUCCUGCUCUGUCCGUCAUCCGGCCUAAAACAGCGAGCAGCUCCUCUGUCAGGAUGAAACAGUGGAUGCGUUACACGACAGAGACUUAAAUCAGCAGAAUUCCUGCCGGCUGCGCUUUGGUCUUUGUCGGUAUUGGAGGUGUUUGUUCAACGCGAGUUCAGCUGCUCUGUCAGAUCAGGAUCAUUUUUUCAGCUCUAAAAUUACAACGGACCACAAACACAACCAUCCAAUUCUCUGUCCACCUCAGCGAGUUCGCUGUCAGAGCCUUGACAUUCCUGAAGCUGGAGCUUCAUGUGCUCUCAAGUAAACAGGACUCCGGUCUAGAAACGUUCCAACACUGCAGGUGGAGAAACGGGAGGCGAAGUGUCCACACUCACAGGAGGGUUAGAAUCCCUUCAGGACCAGUAAAUGAACCUGUAUCUGCAUCUUUUUGUUCAGUGACCUAAAGCUCCUGUGUUCACCAGUCCAGUUUGAGAAGACCACCACCACAGCCUGGCUUCCUGGCGGGUCUCUGGCUGGUCCCCGAAAACCCGGGAGCAGGACGUCAUACUGCUUCUUUCACUGGGAGUAAAGCUUCUGGAUGUAUAAGCGUCUCCAGUGGAGGAAGCAGCUGCAGCAGCCACACCGAGCCCAACGCUCGACCCCACCCGUCUGCCCACAGCGCCAAGACAAGGACCCCAGUCAGCCAGGACCGGAAGCAGAGCCCAGCCCAGGCCCGCUUCCUCUGCAGGAGAGAAAGUGGCUGAUCAGCUCCCGCUUCACUGCCUUCCCAUGGGAAGAUGAGCCGGUGAGAGAGAGGGCGAGCGACCUUGGCAAACAGAGAGGGGGAGAGAGAGGCAGCAGCUGGAGAGACGGCGGUUCAGCAGUGAAGAGCAAGGAGGCGGCCGGACGGACGGAGCAUGAAGGAGCCGCGGAACCUCUGAGGACAAACAGAAGUUCAGGCUUUGACGGUAACAAUGGGAAACACAGACAGUCACAGCAGCUUCGUAUCUGCGGCCAAACCCACCCGCUCGCUCAGGUUCUCCUCCAGGAGGGAGGAGGUUCCGUCGGCCCGCGGCUGGUGGAGGAGCAGCCAGGGCUCCUGCAGGAGGAGCCGGCAGAACCAGCACACGUCCUGGGUGGGACCCAAGGGGUCCGGGCCCAGUCCGGGGCCCAGUCCGGGGCCCUGCAGCUCCGUGGAGAGCGGCGGCAGCCCCAAGGUGCUGUUCAGAGAUGGCAGCAUGCGGGUGGAGUUCACCGUGGGCCGGGCCGGCGCCGUGGAGCCCGACGGGAGAACGGGCCUCCCUGCUGCACCGGCCGCAGACGCCUCCGCCCGCACCAGCAAGGGCAACUCGCUCAGCUCCGACGGCUCCUGGUACGACUCGCCCUGGGGGCCGGAUCCGGCCGCCGGCGCGCCCGGCUCGCCCCCGGGGGAAAGCAUCUCCCCCGGGUUCAGCUCCAACCUGCUCCUCCCGCCGGCCGAGGCCAACGAGUUCACCUCCACCUCCUCCGGCCGCACCGACGACAGCGGCAUCGGGGACUCGGUGGUCCUGCAGCCGGACCUCAGCGACUUCGGCCUGUUUUCAUCCUGCGCCGCGUCCCUGGACAGCGUGUGCUCCACUCACAGUGCGCUGCCCGGCUUCCCCACGCCCCCCGACGCCGCCUCGGCGCUGCUGGAUGAUGUCAUCCAGGAGGAGGCCGCAGGUCCGGAGCAGAGCUACUCGUCCCUCACGCUGCCGAGUCGCAGGCCCGAGUCCGGCCCUGCAGGUGGGAUCGGCCGCAAAGACUUCCUGAAGAACCGGAUCAGACGACUGAGCGACUGGACGGGAAGUCUGAGCCGGAAGAAGAGGAGGAUCCAGGAGCCGAGCAGCAGCCAACCCGCUGACACCUCCUCCAGCUCCUUGUGGUCCUCCAACCCCCUCCUGAACCAGAACCCGUUCCCCCCAGUUCAGAACAUCUACCACAACUUCAUGCAGGAGCUGGAGACGGGCUGCAGCAGCGCCGCCGAGCGGACGGAGCCGUCGGAGGAUGAGGAGGAGGAAGAAGCGGGGCAGCUGGACGUGCUGUUCCAGCAGGAGCAGGGGGCGGUGCGACGGGCCGGGUGGCUCUGCUUCAAAGCCCUCCUCGCCCUCAGCAAAGACAGGAAGCUGGAGCCGGCCGCCCGCCGCAGGUGGAGGCGCUACUGGGUCACUCUGAAAGGCUGCACGCUGCUGUUCUAUGAGACCUACGGGAGGAACGGCAGCUGGGAGCAGGAGCUGUGCCCUCGUCACGCCCUGCCGGCCAGCGACGCCCUGGUCCAGGCCGUCCCCGAGCACCCCAAGAAGGAGCACGUCUUCUGUCUGAGCAACCUGCACGGAGACGUCUACCUGCUGCAGGCCACCAGCCAGACAGACCUGGAGAACUGGGUGACGGCCAUCCACUCGGCCAGCGCCUCCCUGCUGGCCAAGCGCCUGGGGGGCGGGGACACGCUGCGCCUCCUCCGCGGCCAGACCCGCUCGCUGCUGCACAGGAUCGACCUGGACGGGAAGAUGAAGAAGAUGGCGGAGCUGCAGCUGUCAGUCAUCAGGGAGCCGAAGAGCAGGAAGGCGGUGGAGGGCCAGAUCCAGCAGUGGGAGCAGAACCUGGAGAAGCUGAACCUGGACCUGUUCAGACUCAGGUGCUAUCUGUCCAGUCUGCAGGGCGGCGAGCUCCCAAACCCCAAGAGCCUCCUGGCCGUGGCCAGCCGGGCCUCCAAGAGCCUGCUGGGGCGCCUGGGGCUGUUCUCGGCGUCGUCCCUCCACGCGCUGGUGUGCAGCCGCGACGAGGGGCCGCUGAGGCCAGGAGGCGGCGGCAGGAGGAGGAGGCUCCCGCCUCUGAAGGCUGUGGACGGGCCCAACAGGAGCAGCAGGAAGGACGGGCGCUGGGGAUGUGAGACGCUGGGUGACGCGUUGGCGCCCUCUGCAGGCUGCGUUGCACCUCUGCGGGCCGUUGAACAGCUGCAGGUUCCAAACGUUGGUGUUUUCACUCUGCACAUCUGUCGACUCGACGCUGCCGAGGACUUUGGUUUCGCCGUGACGGGUCAUGUGGACGGAGCCAGAAGGAGUCACGUCUACGUCAGCGAGGUCGACCCGCUGGGCCGGUCCGCCUGCGAAGGCCUCAGGGCGGGGGAUGAGGUCCUGGCUGUGAACGGGGCCAGUGUGUCCACACUGGACCUGGACCUGCUGCAGAGUCUCUUCAGUCACCAGAACCUUCAGCUGCUGCUGAGGAGAGACGAGGCGCCUGAAGGCCCCUCGGACCCCCCGGCGCCUCUGGACCCCCUGACCGGCGCCUCAGAGUCGUCUCCAGACGAUGGCCCGUCUCCUGCUUUUGAUGACGCACCGUGUGACCCUCAGAACAUGGAGCGGGUCUACUCGCGGUACCAGACGUUCCCAGAAGGCCGAGCGGUGGAGGUGGAUGUGCCGAAGAACCCCUACAGCCGAGAGCUGGUCCUGCAGCCGGGGACCCCCACCCACCUGAGCACGUGUCAGCGCCUGCGUAAAGUCAUCCAGGAGCUGGUGGACACGGAGAAGUCCUAUGUCAAGGACCUGGUCUCUCUGUUCGACAUCUACCUGACUCCGCUGCAGACGGAGACGCUGCUCAGUAAAGACGAGAUGGAGGCUCUGUUCGGCAGCCUGCCCGAGAUGCUGGACUUCCAAAGAGUCUUUCUUCAAACGCUGGAGGAGCGCAUCGCGUCAUGUCCCAACUUCAGCCACCUGGAAACGGCCCAGCAGUUCAAGAAGCUGCUCUGCUCGUUGGGAGGCUCCUUUCUUUACUACGCCGACCACUUCAAGCUUUACAGCGGCUUCUGUGCCAACCACAUUAAGGUCCAGAAGGUUCUGGAGAGAGCGAAGACAGACGGAGCCUUCAAAGACUUCCUGGACAGGAGCAAUCCAACCAAUCAGCACUCGUCCUCUCUGGAGUCGUACCUGAUCAAACCGGUUCAGAGAGUGCUGAAGUACCCGCUGCUGCUCCGAGAGCUGGUUUCCCUGACUGACCCGGAGAGUCCAGAACACACACACCUGACGGAGGCUCUGCGAGCGAUGGAGACGGUGGCGAGUCACAUUAACGACAUGCAGAAGAUCUACGAGGACUACGGCUCCGUGUUCGACCAGCUGGCUGCAGAGCAGAGCGGCGCCGGCAGACGGGUCACAGACAUCUCUAUGGCGGAGUUCCUGGUCCACGCGUCGGUGCUGUGGUUGAACCCUCUGCCCUGUGUGGGACGACUGAGGAAGGAGCCCGAGCUCACGCUGUUUGUGUUUAAACGCGCCGUCAUCCUGGUUUGUCGCGACAGCAGCAAGAAGAGGAGGACGGGACAGACGAGCUCCCGUUCAGCUGACCUGGACCCCUUCAGGUUCCGCUGGUUAAUCCCAGUGUCAGCAGUUCAGGUCAGACCGGCCAACGUGACAGGCUCAGAGAACCCGUGUGUGUGGGAGCUGGUCCACAGCAGGUCGGAGGUCGAGGGCCGACCGGAGACGGUGUUCCAGCUCUGCAGCAGUGGCCUGGAGGCGAAGGCGGCCGUGCUGCACGCUCUGAGCUGCCUCCUCAGAGACCGAGCUCCCUCCAACUCCCUGAGGAGGAGGAGGAGGAGGAGGAGGAGCCGCCCACCGGAGCAGAGCCAGGGGCCCGACGGCGUCAUCCCGGGAGACACCUGCUCGGAGCCGCUGCCGCCCAGCCGGACCGGCGCCACCGCAGGGGGCCGGACCCGGCUCUGCUCCCUGACCAGCGAGCUGGAGGCCCAGCUGCAGCGGCUCCGCUUCGUGGAGGCCGGCGCCGGGAGCCAGGAGACGAGGCCAGGAGACGUGCAGGAGCUGGAGAGAGACUUCAGCGUCCAGAGCAUGGCCUCCAUGGUGAACGAGGACUGUUUCUACGAGUCGGUGGGAAGUCGCACAGAUGCUGCAGAUGCACAGGAACGAGGACUGCUCCACGACAUCAUGGCCUGAAGCUGCAGAACCGAACAAAUAGAGACAUCGCAACAAACCAAACACCUCUGCAGUGAAACUGAACUCAGUACAUAAAGUCUGAAAAUGCCAUUUGAACUGUUCCAUCUUCAGACAAGCUGAGAGGCCGUUCUGACGUGACGUGAAUAUUUGUCCUGUACAGUUGUUUGUAGUUAGUUCAGACCAAAGCAGGUGAAGCUGCUGGAUGAACCCGUGGUUGAAUAUAUUUAUACUUUUGCUCCUUGAUGUAGGAAGACGACGUUACUUUUAGGAGCUGAUGAAGUAACAGGUAAUUUAUUUUCAUAAUGAUGCUGUUCACCACUAUUAAAUGGCCGAGCGUUAA